Caenorhabditis sp. 36 PRJEB53466 is the source of this 2425-nucleotide messenger RNA. The record is from the annotation of a GenBank genome assembly. NCBI's taxonomy places the organism in Eukaryota, Metazoa, Nematoda, Chromadorea, Rhabditida, Rhabditidae.
AUGGAUUCGCAAAUUGGCGAAGUGGACAUAUUCCAGCAAUGCAAGUACAUUCACGAAGUACGUUUUUUUAAGGAUGAACCAGUGCAAGACGGAUAAUAUUUAGGUGGAACUGGUGAAUAUGAAAUUGCAAAUGCGAAUAUUGGAGACGCACAUUGAGACGAAGGACAGACUUCUGAGAAACUUAGAAGAUAUUAUCGAUGAGCAGGAAUCGCGCAUCGCCAAUAUGGAGGAUUUUAUUCAAGGUGGGUUUUGUGCAUGAUUUCCCCGUUUUUUCGUUCGUUGUGGUGGUCGGAUUGGCAUGAUCUUUGAUGGUGAACUUUUGUUCUUGGUUUGAAUAUUUCGUUAUUGUAAUUCAAUAUCAUUACAUUCCAAUCCGGCCGAUGAAAACCAUUUUUUAAUUUUUGGAACGCACUCACUGAUAGCUUCUCUAAUAACUUUCUAACCCGGCAAUGGAAAGUGAUAUUGAGUUGCAGGUCGUGCCACGUCAUACACACGAAGAUCCGAAAUGCUCAAGGGAAUUUCAGUGCUCUCUCUUGACUUUGGCACGCUUUCCGAGGAGAAUCUGCGGCUGAAAAGCGCAUUGAGCCAGAUGCAGAAGACGGCGAGAGUGAACGAGUUGCUGGAGACGGAUGAGGAUUACGAGAGUGACAUGACGAGCAACGAGGACCGAUUCGCGUUGAGGUGAGUGCCCGAUCUUGUUUCGUGGAUGUUUCCCGAGUCGUGACUGCAUGCUCAUGACGUGUCUGUCGUUUCCAGCCGUGACUCGUCAUGUUCGGUUCGCAGGUCCGCGAGUCCCCAACCGACUGGUGACGUCAUCAAACCGUACCCUCAAAUGGUGCAGUCAAUGAGAGAAGAAGGGCAGUGGAAGAAGCUGCAGAGGUGCGCGGAAGAGCUAAAGACGGAGAAGGACGAGCUGCGGAGACUGGCGGUCGACACGAAGGACGCGUUCAACGUGUGCAUGGCCGAGAUGAAGAUGAUGCUCACCUCGAAGACCACCGAUUUCUUCCGCGUGCUCAUCGAGCGCUACAAAGCGGAAAUGGAAAAGAGGAAGCAGCUGCACAAUCAGCUGGUCGAAUUGAACGGAAACAUCCGUGUCUUCUACCGUAUCCGUCCCCAACUGUCAUCGGAAUCCGACGGCCAGAAGCCGGUGAUUGUCAUCGAUGAGCUGGAUAAUGGAGUCGUCCACGUGUCCAACACAUCAGGGACCAAGAAGACGAGUGCGGGGGCGGACAAAGUGAUCCCGACGGGAUUCUCUCAAGAGCAGAUAUUCGAUGAGGUUUCCCCGAUCAUCACCUCGUGCAUCGACGGCUACAAUGUCUGCAUUUUCGCGUACGGACACACUGGAAGUGGUAAAACGUACACGAUGGAAGUGAGUUCUUUGACCAAGACUCAACGAGAACUUCAACAUUUCAGGGACCAGUGGAACUUCCUGGAAUCAACCAAAGAGCCAUAAUGCAACUGUUCGAAACUGCAAAGGAAAGAAAUGGAGAUGUGAAGUACCGUAUAAAGGUGUCAAUGAUGGAGAUUUACAAUGAAAAAAUACGGUACGGAAAAGGAGAAGCUCUGUCUGAUAGGUAAUCGUCCAAUUUCAGUGAUCUGUUGAACACCAACAACACCAACCUGGCAAUCCGUCAGACGGAAGACGGAAAAGGGGCGAUUCCGGGUCUCGAAGAGAUUACCGUAUCCUCUGCACAAGAAGUGACCGAGACUCUCGCACGCGGACGCAAGAAUAAGGUGAGCUCAAUUCAAAAGUUGCCUGGAAUAUGCAUCAAUGUUUCCAGGCAGUUGCUGCCACAGAAGCGAACAUCGAAUCGAGUCGUUCCCACGUGAUCGUCCGAGUUCUCGUGUCAGCCACCAAUCUGAUCACAAAAGCAACUACAGUCGGUCAGUUUGAAGUUUCCCUGUCUAUCAAUCGUCUGUGUUUCUAGGCCGAUUGAACCUAGUGGAUUUGGCCGGUUCGGAGAGAGUUUCGCAGACGAACGCGACGGGACAACUGCUGAAAGAAGCACAAGCCAUCAACAAAUCGCUGUCCGAACUGGGAAAUGUGGUGCUGGCUCUUCGUCAGAAUCAGAAGCACAUUCCGUUCAGAAACUGCCAACUUACCAGAAUUCUAGAGGACAGUUUGAGUAAGCGCUCAGUGCAUUCCACCCCCAAUCCAACCAAUUUCACUUCAGAUGGAGACAGUAAGACCCUCGUGAUUGUGCACCUUUCUCCAGAUGCCAAAGUCUGAACGAGUCCAUCAGCAGUGUGAACUUUGCCGAAAAGAUCGGACAGGUCGGCGAAUCUUUUGAAUUUCAAUAAGCGAUCCUCUUGAUUCCAGGUUUUCACAAAGAGCGGAACGAUAAAAAGAGAGCCGACUCGUCGGAGUAUGACCGGGAUCAGCAGCGGUCAACGAAGAGAGAUCCCGGCUUCUCCUCGCAAAUAA